Molecule: messenger RNA, 429 nt
Organism: Anopheles marshallii
Lineage: Eukaryota; Metazoa; Arthropoda; Insecta; Diptera; Culicidae
Exons: 2
Coding region: 1-429 (142 amino acids)
Source: RefSeq, a predicted model, not a curated record
AUGAAGUUGUUCUGUGGCACUCACGCUUUAAUCCUUCUGGUGCUCACCAUUCGGUCAUCGACUGUGGAGGGAAAAGCGAUACCUAUCACACCGGAACUAUCAACAGAGGAUCUUGGUAGCAGUGGAGCAACAGAAGCGCUGGCAGAUGUCACCACCGAGGAGAACCCAACCACCACACCUAUCAAUCCCGCCCUCAACGAAGUGAACACGUCCGACGAUGAGAUCCCCAGCUUCAAUCGCAACCAGGUAACGCUGGAUCUUCCGGGCGAGCUGUUUUCAAACACCGCCAACCUGACGCUCCGUUUACGCAACUUUAUCGGUGACUUUAUCACGCGUACAUCAGUGCGAAUUGCGCAGGUGGUCCGUUUCUUUCAGCCCCUGUUCGGAUACCAUCUGAUGAUUGACAUCCCGAAGGAGCUGGACGUGUGA